This is a messenger RNA of Oryza sativa Japonica Group (Japanese rice), 830 nucleotides long. NCBI's taxonomy places the organism in Eukaryota, Viridiplantae, Streptophyta, Magnoliopsida, Poales, Poaceae. The record is from RefSeq and is a predicted model, not a curated record.
UUAUGUUAAUUAGUAGCUAACCUAGCUGACCGAUCGAACGAAGCAAUGGCCGCCAUUCGCGCCUCCUUCCUCCUUGCCGCCGCCGCUCUCCUGGCCUUGUGGUGCUCUGACCAUGGCGGCGUCGUCGCCUCCGAUCCGAGCCAUCUCCAGGAUCUGUGCGUCGCGGACAAGGCGUCCACGGUGCGCGUCAAUGGCGUCGCUUGCAAGGACGGCGAGGACGUCGCCGCCGAGGACUUCUUCUUCUCCGGCCUCCACAUGGCCGGAAACACCACCAACAAGCAGGGCUCCGCCGUCACGGCGGUCAACGUCGCGCAGGUCCCCGGCCUCAACACCCUCGGCAUCUCCCUCGCUCGCAUCGACUAUGCGCUGCAUGGUCUCAACCCUCCUCACACGCAUCCCCGUGCCACCGAGAUACUCACCGUGCUUGAGGGCUCACUCUAUGUUGGGUUCGUGACAUCCAACCCCGAGAAUAAGCUGUUCACCAAGGUUAUCAAUAAGGGGGAUGUGUUUGUUUUUCCUAAGGGGCUUGUCCACUUCCAGUUCAACUAUGGGACAACUGAUGCGGUUGCUAUCGUCGCACUGAGUAGCCAAAACCCUGGGGUGAUCACUGUAGCCAAUGCGGUGUUUGGAUCAAAGCCAUCCAUCACAGAUGAUAUCCUUGCAAAGGCCUUUCAAGUAGAGAAGACAGUGGUAGACCAAAUCCAAGCUAAGUUCUAAGUGCUCAGGGUGAUGUGGAUCAAGAUCAAUGUGUUUAUGGAACAGAUUAUGUUUUCUCUUCAAUUGUGUUGCGUCCUCUGUUAUUAAUUCGAUUAUAUUUUGUGUUUAUUGAG